Messenger RNA from Scatophagus argus, 3181 nucleotides. RefSeq names its product PAT1 homolog 2 (gene patl2). Gene Ontology annotation, molecular function: RNA binding. The record is from RefSeq and is a predicted model, not a curated record. Gene Ontology annotation, biological process: deadenylation-dependent decapping of nuclear-transcribed mRNA; P-body assembly. Bases 138 to 2324 code for a protein of 728 amino acids. Gene Ontology annotation, cellular component: P-body. Lineage: Eukaryota; Metazoa; Chordata; Actinopteri; Scatophagidae. The transcript is spliced from 19 exons.
GCCUCUGCACUUCGCAGGUGAGUUCACUUAAAUGUUAAUGAGCAUCCCUCAGUAUCUGUAAGAAGAAAGCGGGUAGCUUUGCGAAGAAAGUCUUCACCUGUCCGCUCGAAGUGUAAAAAAUAACUUUCAAAAACACAAUGAGCGAGUCAGACCAGCUGCAAGAGCCUGAAGAGGUGUCUCAGCUUCAGUGGCCAGAGAAUGGAGAUGAGUGGAGCGACGGAGAGGGUGGCACCAACAUGGACUGUGGGCUUCUGCAGGCCAUGGCAGAGGAGGAUGAGGAGAUCAACGUCUACAAUGAAGAGACGUUUGGAAUGGAUCUUGAUGCACAGGGGACUACAGAGGACCCCAGCAGUGGCCUCCUUCAGUUUGGAGACCUGCCAUGCCCACCAGCAACACCGCCACCACCACCACCUCCUCCUCCUCCUCCUCCUCCUCCUCCUCCACCAGCCCCAUUUCCAGCAGACCCCAAACCACCGUCCCGCCACAGCUCCCCCUCCCCUCCCAGACAGAGGCCUCGAUAUCUGCCCCGGGCUCCUCCAGGGCAGCAUGGCAGAGGUAGGGGACAGAGAAGAGUGCUGGGAAGGGGCCAAAUGUUUGAAGAUCCAGCUGUGAUGAGGAUAGUGCAAGGACGACCAAACCUCAAGGGUCUUGACAGUGCCAUAGUGGACUGUGGGAAUGCCAUGUAUUGGAAUACCUUUGAGGAUGAUUAUAUGGCACCUUCUUCCAGAAAGACCAGAAGAAUCUCAGGAUCAAUACUUCAGGACAGUGCAAUAGUGUGUGUGAUUGAUGGUCGCAGAGGUCAGCACCUGACCUCCAACUUCCUGGAAUUGCCAUAUCCUGUCUCUUCCUUCAGGGGCAGGAGAGGGGAACCCAGAGGAUCCUACCCUAGAAGACAGUUUGGCCAAAGAGGCCCCUCUCAGAUACAUGCAUCCAUUGUGCCGGGAUCCCCCAUCCUCUCACGUCCACCAUUAACCCCUCGGCAAAUUUACAAUCAGACAGGGGGCUUCAUGUUUCCUACGAACCGGCCCUGCCCUUCCACUCCUCAGUCUCUCACUCCAAAGAUGGUGCAACUUCGCUUUGGUGCCAACUCGCCAAGACCGUCCCCCUUUUACAGCCCCUCAUCUAAUUCGGUGCAGCAUUUCAGAUACCCUGGUCCUGUCACCCAGCUCCACCCGCAACAUAAACGACUACUUAGUCAAAAACAGCGUAUAUUCCAAAGAAAACCAGACGGCUGGGAUCCUUACUGUAAUCUCAUGACAGCCAAAGAGAAGGAGUGGAUCACCAGGCUGCAGAUGAUUCAGCUGCAAAGUGAGCAUCCAUACCUUGAAGACUACUAUUACCAGGAGUACUAUCGCCGAAUAGAGGCCAAGAUGGCAGAGGAAGAGCUGGGCAUCAGAGGAAAGAGGGAGCCACCCAAGCUCACCACACCCUACAUCACGAAAACGGACUCCUACACGCCAGUGGUGCACAUUGAAGGAUCUUUGGGUCAAGUUGCUGUGUCCACAUGUUACUCUCCUCGUCGUGCCAUUGGUGCAGUUCACGCGGUCCAAGCUCAAGGUCCACUUGAGGAACAAAAAGACAUCAGACAACAACGGUUAGAGGUCCUCGGCAAAGUAGAAAAGUUGUUCAUUGUUCUGUUGGAGGUCGAGGAAAGGGAGAGGAUGAAAACCACAGUGUUGUCUGAAGCAGAACAGCGAAGGUUGAUGGAGGAGACACAGAGGAAAGUAGAGCACAUCUACUCCCAGCUGCAACGCCAUGAUCCCCUAGAUUCAGGAGAGGAGUUUCUUCCUUUCCUGCUGGUCUCAAAAGGCAAAAAGUUGCUUGCCCGUCUGCUCCCAUUCCUCAAACAUGAUGCUGCACUGAAAAUCUUAAGAAUUGUGACCUCUAAUCUGCCUACACUGAUGAGCAGAGAUACUGAAGAGGCUCUUCCAGUGCUGUACCCGCCUCUUCGAAAUGUGAUUGGAGGCCUGACAUUCAGUCAGCUAAUCAGAGUCCUGAAAGAUCUCACAUCUGAGUCUGUGACGUCCCUCACGCUGGCUUGUCAGAACAAGUUUGGACUGUCCUUAUUGUAUGCUCUCCUGUCCCAAGGAGAGAAGCUGCUGUCCUCAGGUGCUCCUCUAGAGCCCAGCAUUGGUGACUUUGAGACCUGGACUGACACGAUAUUCCAGGUGGCGGGACAGCUGUCCCAAUGUUCUCUGGUGGAGCCGCUCCUCCUGCCCUCAAACCUGCUCACUCUCUUCUGUCGUUACCUGGAUAAGCGGACUGUGCAUCAGCUGAAAAGCAACAUGGAGUCUGCAACUGGAUUUCUGGCUCUUCCAUCUUAAGUGUGGUCAGAAGCCAAUGAGAUGUUCAGCUAAUGACUGGUUUGGUGAGCACUAGAGUGAAAGAAGCAGAGGCACAGCCCUGACAAAAAGUCUCAGUGUUCAUUAUAAACAGAAGCUAUAUGAUAUGUACUCUGACCUAUGUUCAAAAAGUGUUUCAUUCUUACUUCCCCCUCCCUCAUCCCUUCACAUUUUUGCACACUCAGACUGUUUCCAUUUUUGUUUUAUUUCCUUUAUCUGAUCUUUUACUUUCCUCCCUUUGGUCUCUAGUAGGUUACAUCAGUGAAAAUUAUUUUGAAAUUCACAAACCUGAUGUUUUUUUUUUUGUUUGUUUUUUUUUAAACUUUCAUAAAUGUUGCCUUCAUGUCAUGAGAUUGCUAUAUACUAAAUUGGUAACAUUACAUUAACUAGCAGAUGGAGCUGAUUUACUAUCAAACAGCUCUAAAUUUGCACGAUUUCCAAUAUCUGUUAAUAUCAAAUGUUGGACAAGAGACUUGAGGUUUCACUUACUGAAAUAAAUAUGUUGGAAUCAAUUCAGGUGACCAGGUUGAGGAUUGUAUAGUAAUUUGUGAGUGUACAGCUAAAUCUAUAUGUUCAUAAUAAUAAUAAUAAUAAUAAUCAUUAAGAAGCUGUUCUGGCACAGUUCAUCAGAAGCCAUGCACUUUUGGGUUUUUGUUAAAAAGAAAUGCAUUAUGUAAAUGUGUAGCGAUACUGAAUAUGAUGUAUUUGAUGUAAUUUUCCAUCUUAGAUGUUUCAGUUGAAGAUAUUUUUAUUUAUUGUAUUCAUUUGGAAACAGGAUAAUUUAAAUUGUACCCUUGUAGAGCACUUGCAGCACAAAUAAAAAAAAAAAUCUUUAAAAA